This is a messenger RNA of Dreissena polymorpha, 9986 nucleotides long. RefSeq names its product GTPase-activating protein skywalker-like. Lineage: Eukaryota; Metazoa; Mollusca; Bivalvia; Myida; Dreissenidae. The record is from RefSeq and is a predicted model, not a curated record. Bases 216 to 2990 code for a protein of 924 amino acids. The transcript has 13 exons.
GUUUUCUUCAUGUGACCUUGACACAUCUUGUGCUUCCGGUCAUUUGAGCAUUAUAGACUCAAGAUUUUUUGUGAUUUAACGAAAUGUUACAGAGGUUUUUAAUAACCUGAGAUGAUGGUGCCAAAGACAGAGUCUCUACAAAUCAUUACAGAUAGCUGCAGCAAUACUCACAGAAUAAAAUGUGAAUAAAAUGUGAAAAUGUACAAUUAUUGAGAAUGAAUUGCGCUUCAGGAAAAAAUGAGAAGCGGCCAAGCAAAAAGGGGAAAAGACCUUCGAAGAAGCGAAAGGGCAAUGGUGAUGAGACAGAGGAUUUAGAAGAUGAGAAAAGAGAAUCGGUAAGAGAGCCUGACGAAGAGACAAAGACCAGUGAAGUUGACAGGAGAAUUAGUGAGCGCAGAAAGGAUAAUAGAGAAACACAUGGCCAUAUGGAGCAUGCUAGCACCACAGAUAAGAGUACCAUUGAUACAACAUCACCAAAGAAUACAGUUGUUGAUGAGACAAUACCAAAGAGAUCACAUAUUGAUCAAAAUGAGCUGGUUGAGUCAAAAAUUGGACCUGAGUGUGAUCCUAUAACUAUUAUUUGUACCACUGAUAGGGAUACUGAUGAACAGAAAAUGUUUAGUCCUGUAAUUACGUUUGGAGAAAUCGGAGAAUCAACAGAUUUCAUAGAUGGUGAGGAACCUGCUUUAGAAACAAUUGAAGAUCAGACAAUUGAUAAAUCAACAUGUGUUGUUGAUUGUGUGGAAGUCCAUGAGAAAUUGGACUUCGUAAAAGAGGUUGAGAAAGAUGAAGGUCUGGAAGUAAUAGAGACUUCCAAUGAAGAUAACAAUAAUGACAAUCAGUACAGAGAAGUGAUUGUUAAAGAUAGCAAAAAGUUGGAUGAAAGUUCAAAUGCUGUAACAAUUAAAGACACAAAACGUAGAGUUAGUGAAGGAGAAAGUGAUGAUGAGGAUGGUGCAAUUUAUAUAAAAAUGAGACAACAUGUAGAUAUUCUAAAUACAGAUAAUUUGCACAGUAUUAACAAUCAUGCAGAAAUAUACAAUCACCAAACAGACACUGUAAAUGCAACUGUGAAAGAUGGUCUAAACUCAGAGAAUACAGACAAAUCCACAAAUGAAACUUGCGAGCAAAAGUGGCAAUCAAAGGAUAAGAGACUUUCUGACAUUGCAGAAACAAAGGCAGAUUUUGAGGAUGCUAAAUGCGAAAGUGAAAGUGAAAAUGAAGACGAAAAAAAAGAGCAUGAAGUUAUUCAUGAGAUUGAGACAAAUGAAGAGCUUCCCUUCAGUCGACACGUAGACAGAUCGGCAAUUGCUAGAGUUCUGAUAGAACACGCCGAACACAUUAAUGAAGGACAUGAUGUCGAAGUGGGAGAAGAAAUAAUUGUGCAAUAUCUAAUAAAGAUGGACCGGAAACGCUUGAAGAAGGUUCUAAGGCCAGCAGCAUGGUCGUUGAACCACAAGAUACGGAAAGUGCUGUGGUAUAAGAUGUGUCAUUACCUGUACAGGGCCGAUGACAGUGACAUAUAUGCGGAAUACGUGCGGGAACUUUUUCCUAAAGAGGACCAGCCUGACAUUCGGAUUCCCGCAUUCGUCGACCCCAAGCAUGUGUACAGUUUCCACCUGAACAAAGGUGGUAUCCGCACGGCCCACAAGAUCCUUUGUGUGGUAGAGCACAUGUGCCCAGACAUCAUCAACAGCCCCCUGCUGUACUCCAUCACGUGUCUGUUCCUGCACUUCAUGGGAGCCUCACAGUGUUACAGCUGUGUGUACGCUAUGCUGCGAGACAGGGACUCCAAGUAUUUGCCGACCACCAAGGUCUCGUUCGAGGCGUCCAAGUUGGUCAUUCGUGACCUCGCCAAGAAGUAUGCGAAGUCUGGAUACUCAUACAUGGUUCGAAAUGUUGGAAACAUCGAUCAGGUGUUUGAUUCUUGGUUGUGGUGGGUCUUUGAGGAUCUUCCAAUCACAUAUCUAGUCCACAUUGUUGAUUGCUACCUUCACGAAGGAAUCAAAGUCAUAUACAGGGUGGUUCUUUCUAUCAUCAUACACUUCUAUAAACAUUCAGGCGAUGAUAAUUGUUUUGCAGGUAAGAGGUCUGGUCAGCGACUGGAAGGCAGCACAGUUGUACACAGCCUUCGAGAAUUCUGUAGAGACAUGCCCGUCAGAAUAGACAAGCUACUCAAGGCUGGCUUUUCUUUGCGCGGCUUCAGUCGCAAGGAAAUCAAGCGUCUGCAAAUCAAGCACGAGAUGUACAUCACGAGUACCAAGAACAUCUCCGCGCUACAGGACGCUCUUCAGGAGAAACCGCUUGGCAGCCUGCCAAUGUCAAGGUCAUUCAGUGGCCCAAUGGUCCUGCAGAGUUUUCCCUCGAACAUGGUCACCUCUGAUAUGCAAUCAAAGGAGCUGAAACGCACAUAUUCUGCCGGUGCCAUGAGUCCAUUGCCCAGCUUUCCUCAAGUCAAUUACUCGUCCCUGUUAGACAGGGCCAGUUUGUACGCUGUGUGGACGUGGCUGCCCAAUCGGUUCUCGGUGUGUCAGCCUGAGUUACUGUACACUACAGAGGAACACGGAACCAGCCUGGUUACCCUGUACCAGCGGGUGGAGAACCAUCAACCAACUGUCAUAGUCAUCAAAACUACCAAUGAUGAGAUAUUUGGUGCGUUCUGCUCGGCUGACUGGAGCGAUCGCAGGCAGAAGAGUUCGCUGCUGUCCUACUUCGGGACGGGCGAAACAUUCAUUUUCACACUGUACCCUAUCAAACAGAAGUACGAGUGGGUGGGGCUGAAGGACGAGAACAUACCAAACACCGCAAACAUGUUCCAGGCGGGAGACAACUCCAUCUUGACUAUUGGAGGAGGGCACGGGGAGGCCAUAUUCCUUGACGAGAACUUACUCCACUGUCGCAGUGAGAAGUGUGACACAUUUAACAAUGAGCCGCUAAGUCAAAGUGAGGACUUCAAGUGCAAGGUUGUCGAGGUGUACGGUCUCUCGUAGAGUUUUCUAGGACUUCAAAUGGAAAGUUGUCAAGGUUUAUGGACUAUCCUAGAGUUUUUGAGGAUUCCAGUAGAGUUUUAGGACUGCAGUAGAGUUUUUGAGAACUUUAGUUUAGUUUUGAAGGACUUCAGUUAAGUUUCAAGGACUUCAGUACAGUUUUCAAGGACUGCUGUAGAGUUUUCGAGGCCUGAAGUAGAGUUUUCAAGGACUUCAGAUGAGUUUUCAAGGAGUGCAGUAGAGUUUUCAAGGACUUCAGUAGAGUCUUCAAGGACUUCAAAUGCAAAGUUGUUGAGGUUUGCAGACUCUAGUAGAGUUUUCAAGGUCUGAAAAUGCAAAUUUAUAGAGAUUUGUAGACUCUGUAGAGGUUUGAAGGACUUUAAGUGCAAAGUUUUGAGGUUCAUAGACUCUUGUAGAGUUGUCAAGGUCUUUAAAUUCAAAGUUUUGAGGUUUAUGGACUCAUGAAGAGAUUUCAAGGACUUAAAGUUGUUGAGGUUUAAUUUAGGUGUAACUUCAUUCCAAAACUGUUUAGGUUUAUAAAUUCUCAUGCAAUUCAGAUGCAAAGGUGUCCAUAGAAUGUUAUCUAUCCUGCCUACGUUCUUGAAGAGGCGUGUCCAUAGAAUGUGAUCUAUCCUGCCUACGUUCUUGAAGAGGCGUGUCCUUAGAUUGUGAUCUAUCCUGCCUAUGUUCUUGAAAAGGCGUGUCCUUAGAUUGUGAUCUAACCUGCCUAUGUUCUUGAAGAGGUGUGUCCUUAGAUUGUGAUCUAUCCUGCCUAUGUUCUUGAAGAGGCGUGUCCUUAGAUUGUGAUCUAUCCUGCCUACGUUCUUGAAGAGGCGUGUCCUUAGAUUGUGAUCUAUCCUGCCUAUGUUCUUGAAAAGGCGUGUCCUUAGAUUGUGAUCUAACCUGCCUAUGUUCUUGAAGAGGCGUGUCCUUAGAUUGUGAUCUAUCCUGCCUAUGUUCUUGAAGAGGCGUGUCCUUAGAUUGUGAUCUAUCCUGCCUAAGUUCUUGAAGAGGCAUGUCCAUAGAUUGUGAUCUAUCCUGCCUAUGUUCUUGAAGAGGCGUGUCCAUAGAUUGUGAUCUAUCAUGCCUAUGUUCUUGAAAAGGCGUGUCCUUAGAUUGUGAUCUAACCUGCUUAUGUUCUUGAAGAGGUGUGACAGAAACUGGAUACAAACAAAACUGGUUGCUUCAGUAUGAUGUCAUUAAUGUUCUUCGCUUCAAAUGUUAACUUUAACAGAUGAAUCGUUCCAAGUGGUACAAUUCAAUUGUCACAGUUUAAUGAUUGCAUUAAUUUUUAAGGUCAGGAUUUAUUGACCUUUGUUUUAAAUUACAUAAUGCUAAAGCCUUUUGAUUGGAAGUUCUCUUUCACUCUCAUAUAAUUCGAUUAACAAUAAUUCCCACUGUACCUUGGGUACAACAAUGCAUCGGUUGGGGAUGAAAUGCUUCUUGUGAUAGCUUCUUGUUUCAAUGAUUUGUGACUUUAAUUUGUUUAAGAAACAAUAUAUUUUGCCAAACUGACGAGUUCUGUUUUUUACUUAGAAGAUAUUUGUUCCUAUGUUUAACAUUUUAUGCAUGUAUUGUUUUAUACUCUAACAUUCUGUAAAAAUCAAUUAUCAUUACAUUCCUGUAAGUUUGGAGAUUAUUACAUUAUAUGUUAUAAAGCUGACAAUUUAUUAUUUGCAAAUAUGUGAAAUGCGCACCAACUUUUUAAAAUUAAAAUUUCAGGUAAAAAACUGCACAUUAUACAUUGUUAAGUAUGAAUGAGCUAAGACUGUGUCUGCAUGUAGUGUUUCUUAUGGUAAAAACAAUGAAGCAACUGUAUAAAGUGUGGUCUAAAAUCAGUAUUUAAAAAACCCGGUCUGUCUGGUCCAUGAUUGCCUUUCUGUAUGACAGUUAAAGCCAAGUAAUACUGUUAAAGUACUUAUACUUGUUGACAUGAUUUUUCAACUAAAUGUCUUUGUCGAAAAAUUGUUUUGCAUUAAGCCUGUAAAACUAAGACUAUUAAAGGCAGUGCAGUAUGUUAUUGAGGAUAUCCUAAUGUUUUUUGACAGAGCAAAAUUUGCCUUGAAAUAAUUUACUUUCAUUGAAGUCUGUAUGUGUUUAGUGGUUGACUGUCUUUAAACUAUGCAGUUAUCAUAAUCAUCAUUUUUCCAUAAUGUGCAAUUGUGUUAUUAGGGCAUUUUUAUAGGGUUUUAUUUAUUUUAAACCAAAAUGGUUAAAUAUCUUAUGAGAUUUUAAUGGUCUGCUUUAAAGCUAUUGGCGCAUUUUGGAAACAGAUUAGAAUUUUCCAGAUAGAGGCCAAAAAAUCUCAAUUCUCUUUCAUUUUAAAUGUAAGGGCAUGAAAGUUUUUAUGGUAGAUAACGUCUUGGUAAUAAUUUUCCAGGGAAAAAACUUAAAUUACCUCAAAAUGCUUUUGUUUUGUUUUAAAUUUUAAUUUAAGGUGUUUUCAGAGUUAAAUUAUACCAUAAGAAUAUUUUAUUUCAUUUCAUUAUUUACCUCUGUUAACAACAUUUUAUCUGAUAUUACUAUUUGUUUAAUGUACAAUAAGAAUUGAACAAAAAACGAUUGUAUGCAUGUUCUCAUUUCAGUACAGAUAAUAGUGGUGAUAUAAUUUGGUACUGCAACCCGUGUCAAGAAGUGUCAUAAUUAUCACUUGAAAUAUCGUGUCAAUAUAUGAGCUGAGCCCUGUGAAAAAGGGGUUUAAUGCAUAUGCGUUAAGUGUCAUCCUAGAUUAGCCUGUGCAGUCUGCAAAGGCUAAUCAGGGACGACACUUUCCACUUUUAUGAUAUUAUUUGUUUUAAAGAAAAGUCUCUUCUUAGCAAUAAACAAGUUUAGGAAAAUGUCUUCCUGGGGUGGUAUUCUAGAAACAUCUUAAGUCAUUUCUUAUUAAAUAUUUUCACUUAAGUUAAAAAUUACAAUGUUUUUUAUUUCUUUACUAAAUACAGACAUGCAUGUUUUUUUGUAUUCCUCAAAUAACAUUGACAUAAUGAUGUUAUUUUGAUGUAAUUUUGGAUGCCUUACUAUUGCAGUAUGAAAUGAAACACUUAAGAAAAAUUCCCAAUUUAAGGAUAAAAAUAAAAUUUAACUUACGAUGCUUCUGGAAUACCACCCCUGAUUAGCAUGUGCAGACUGCACAGGAUAAUCUGGUGCAACACUAUUACAUCCCCUUUUCACAGAGCACGGCCCAUAUAUAGACACAUAUGAGUCUCACUGUGGAAAACGGGGUUUGAAAUCUGCGCAAGCUAAUCACUGACGAUUUUUUCCACUUUCUUUCACUCUUUGAAAAUUUUUGUUAACCCUUUACCCCUUAUAAACGCUAUUUGAUGCGUUUGUAUUCCCUUAGAAAAUCUAAUCAAAUGUAAAAUCUUCUUUACUAGAAUCAAGUUUUAAAGGCUUCAUUUCCAGCCCUAAGAUACUGAUGAGCAGCAAACAGCAUAAAACCUGAACAGUUACUCGCAGGCUGUUCUGGUUUUAUGCUGGUUGCAAAAGCAAUUUUCACUUUGCCUUCGGAGUGUGAGAGGGUUAAUUCUCUUAGGGUUAAAAAGAAUUCUCUUAGGAUUAAAAGGAAUUCUCUUAGGUUUAAAAGGAAUUCUCUUAGGAUUAAAAGGAGUUCUCUUAGAGUAAGGCUCAUACCACCACACAUGUCCAUGCUGAAAGAAUCCUACAUACUAGUAAGAUAUUGUGCCAUAACUUCUUUAUGCAUUUUUUUAUGCCCCCGAAAGGCGGCAUAUAGCAGUUGAACAGUCUAUCUGUCAGUCUGUCCGUCUAUCCGAAAACUUUAACAUUGCCCAUAACUUUUGCAAUAUUAAAGGUAGCAAUUUGAUAUUUGGCAUGCAUGUGUAUCUCAUGGAGCUGCACAUUUUGAGUGGUGAAAGGUCAAGGUCGUCAUUCAAGGUCAAAAGUCAAAUAUAUGGCUUUAAAGCGGUGCAGUAGGGGGCAUUGUGUUUCUGACAAACACAUCUCUUGUUUCUUCCUUUAUUAGAAAUACCUGUUUAUUGGAUAUAUUUUGCGCAAAUGAUGCAUCAAUUUUAUGACUUCAACAAUACUUUAACAUUCCUUUCAAAUGCAUUUGUACAUGUAUUGAACACUAUUGUAGUGUUUCUUAUAAAGCUGGAAAGUUUUGAGUUUCAUGUUGUUUAUAUUAUGUCCUACUAUUCAUUUAAUUUCAUUUGAUUUAAUGUGAUAUAAUGUUACCAUUUAUUAUUAAACUAAAUAUCAAUUCCUUCUAAAGUGGAUGUGAUAUUUAUUUGUGUAAACUUAUGUUUAAAUAAUAACAAACUGUGUGUGCUUUAGCUAAUCAUUUUCCCCCAAGGACAACUGUUAUUAUUUGAUUGAUUCACCCAGUGUUUGAAACCCUUUGGAAAACAAUUAUUCCUCAAUUUAAAAUAAGUCUAAUGAACUUUAAAAGUGUUAUUGUAAACACAUUCCCUGGGUUUGGAAUAAAUCAGUGUUUUUUUACCUGUAAGGUCAUGUUUCCAUUCCGCAUAUAUUGCAAUAUUUAUUUAUAUGGUGAAUACUCUUUAGCAUUUAAUUACUCUAAACUUCUCAAGGACUUAAACCGAAUGAACCCUCAUGAAACUUGAAAAAAAGAGAUUUUAUUUGUCUUAGUCUCCCAUACUGAUUGCCCAUGUUUUAUGAUAAAAUAUCAUUUUUGUCUGAACAUAAGUCAAUAUGUUUUUCCUCUUAUGUAAUUGUAAUAAAGUUAAUUAAUGAUUAAUUUCACAACUCCAGCCUUACUUAUUAUGCCCCCCCCCCCUUCGAAGAAGAGGGGGUAUAUUUUUUUGCACAUGUCGGUUGGUCGGUCGUUCCGUCCAUCUGUCUGUCCACCAAAUGGUUUCCGGAUGAUAUCUCAAAAACGCUUACGCCUAGGAUCAUGAAACUUCAUAGGUACAUUGAUCAUGACUCGCAGAUGACCCCUAUUGAUUUCAGGUCACUAGGUCAAAGGUCAAGGUCAUGGUGACUAACCAGUAAAAUGGUUUACGGAUGAUAACUCAAGAACGCUUAAGCCUAGGAUCAUGAAACUUUAUAGGUACAUUGAUCAUGACUCGCAGAUGACCCCUAUUGAUUUUCAGGUCACUAGGUCAAGGUCACGGUGACUCGACACAGAAAAAUGGUUUCCGAAUGAUAACUCAAGAAUGCUUACGCCUUGGAUCAUGAAACUUCAUAGGUACAUUGAUCAUGACUCGCAGAUGACCCCUAUUGAUUUUCAGGUCACUAGGUCAAAGGUCAAGGUCAUGGUGAAUCAACACAGUUAAAUGGUUUCCGGAUGAUAACUCAAGAACGCUUAAACCUAGGAUCAUGAAACUUCAUAGGUACAUUGAUCAUCACUGGCAGAUGACCCCUAUUAAUUUUCAGGUCACUAGAUCAAAGGUCAAGGUCACGGUGACUCGAACCAGUAAAAUGGUUUCCGGAUGAUAACUCAACAACACUUACGCCUAGGAUCAUGAAACUUCAUAGGCUUAUUGAUCAUGACUCGCACAUGACCCCUAUUGAUUUUCAGGUCACUAGGUCAAAGGUCAAGGUCACAGUGACAAAAAAUGUAUUCACACAAUGGCUGCCUCAACAACUGACAGCCCAUAUGGGGGGCAUGCAUGUUUUACAAACAGCCCUUGUUUCAAGGAUUAUUUUGCAAUUAUAAGCACAAGUAUACAAGAGCAUUAGUUUAAAUAAUGACAUGUGAAUGGUCUAUUAUUCACAUAACCAAGAAUUUAAACUUUAUUAAAUGUACAUGUGUAUUUGUGAAUAAUCCAUCUCAUACCCAGUGAAUGUUUUGUUUUUGUAACUAUGCUUAUAUUGUGUUUCUAAGUAUACUUACAAAAACAUUCAUAUUGAUAUCAUGUUUAUAUAUUACCAUACUAUUUCUUUAUGUGUCUUUGAAUAUGAAUACAUGUUUUGUGUCAGACAAUUUAAGUAUGAGAAAGGCUAACAAAGGCGACACAGUUAUUCACAUAUUCUAAGGUAAUGGUUAAUUAUUAUUAUGAUCUCUUAUUGACUUAAAAAAAUGGUUUCAAUUUUGGUGUUUUAAUAGUUACCUAGCAUUAAUUGGCGUCAAUAAAUGACUAUAUCAGCAACCUGUACUUAGUCAAGCUAUCAGCUUUCAAGUUUUAUAUUUCAAUCGUUAAAAACUUAUUUAUGCGUGAACCUUGUUUAAAUAUAAAUUUCCCCUUAAAAUUAACUUUAUUUUAGAUUUUUUAGGAACUUGAUUGAUAUUGUCUGUGCAUUAAAACAUGAAUUUUUACUUGUUUGCUGAAAUCUACUAGUCAUUUGUUUGUAAACCGUGUUUAGAGAUUAGAUGUUUCGUAAUUUGUUUGUAAACCUAAUCGGAGAUGAGAUGUUUCAAGGAAGUGAUGGUUCUUAUGUGUUAUACAGGUAUUUUGCAUAGGAUUAAGGGAACUGUGUUACAAUAGGUUGCUCUGUGUUCGACUUGUUUGUAUAUUGACAAGUGUUUAAUGUGUUAAAUAAUUUAUGUUCGUUGGCGUUAAAUUUUGUUGUUUUUCAAAAGAUGUCUUUUAUGGACAUGUAAGUUUGGGGAAUGCUCAUUUUGGGAAAAAAUAAGGAAUUUGCUUUGGUCAUUUUCCGAUUUGUUUGUGUUAAAUUCCAGGAUCGGUCAACCAGUGUUUAAGAGUCAUCUAAACAUAAAUAUAUGUUAAAUAUAUGUAUAUCAAUACCGGAUUUAAAAAAUACAUUAUUGUGUUGAACAAAUAGGAUAUGAUUGUGUUAAGAAUGCAAUCUAACAAAUAGAAUCUCUAUAAAUACAUCGCAUAAUUAUUGAACUGAAAUUUUAACUUACUUUUGCAUCGUUUAAUUGUAGUAUUGUAAAAAGAAAUGUAUAUUAAAUGUAUCUGUAUUUUAACGCAUUUGCUGGAAACCUAGCUUUGAAUUUUGUUAAGAUGUUUGUAAUUAAAGUUGUGUUGUUUAGUUGUAAUUUAUUAUGUAUGCGAAAAUAUUGUGUAUCGUUCUAGAGACCAAUGUCUAGAUUAUAAUAUAAACAGGAGUUACUUA